Molecule: messenger RNA, 4023 nt
Organism: Blepharisma stoltei
Lineage: Eukaryota; Ciliophora; Heterotrichea; Heterotrichida; Blepharismidae
Source: the annotation of a GenBank genome assembly
AUGCUUAUAGCACUCCUAUUUAUCUCAGCAGCAGCUGAAGAUACAAUGUAUCACUUUGAUCCAGUAAACGGAGAAGAAUAUGAUUGAUCUGAAUUACAGAGAAAACCUAAGUAAGCAAUAUUAAGCGACCGCUACAAGAUAAAGACUACUCCUCUGUGGCCUAGGCCGAAACCCCCAGUUUCACGGUAGAGGAAUACCCAUGGGUGCUUGGAUCAAAAGGACAUUGUUGAGUACCUCCAUUUCCAAUCACAGGAAAGCAGCCAAAACCUACCUAGAUGCACAUCUCCUGAGCCUGCACUGUUCUCAGCUCGAAGUCUGUCCCAGUUCGCCGUAGCCAUAAGGUCUGGACUGCUGCUCCAAGAGGGCAGAUUAGCACAUAUCGCCAUUUUAAUGUAUAUGCAAUAUUAAGCGACCCCUAUAAAAUUGAUGCAGGAGACUCCUAUUUUAUCUUUAAUGUAGGCUCAAACUUGGAAGAAACCUGCAAAGGCCAAAAAGCGUCUGCCAUCAAAAAAUCUAAGUUUUCUGAUGACUGUGAGGUUAUAGGAAGAAAUGACCAAAUUUUUUACAGAUUAUUGGACCAUUAUGCAAAAGGAAUUUCUAUUGAAUAUUGAACUGACGAAACCUGCAUCUCUUCUUGAAAUGACUUUGAAACUAGAAAAAUGACAACGAUUACUCUAAUUUGCAACCCUAAGGAGUAUGACUUUGAAUUGGUUAGCCGCACUGAUGCUUGUGAAAUUAAAUUUUCUAAAAAAACGUAUAUAGGCUGCCCACAAAAAUUUUCGUCUUAUGUGUGACUAAGAAUCCUUUGGAGCGUUCUAGGAGCGAUUUUUGUUGUUGCUGCAUUAUUUGCAUGUGUUAUCUGUAUUUUUGAGGAUGAAGAGUGGGAUGAAGACGAAAAUCGGCUCGUUUGGCUUUUGAGAGAUUCGGGCUGUAUACAAUAUGAGAAACCAAUAUGUAAUUAAAAGAAAAGAGCUAGUGUUUCACAUCAAUAAGAUAUCAUCAUGUACUAUAAGUAACUCAUAAUAAGGAGCAAAAAAACCCAUUAAAUUUGACGGUAAAUUUUUUUUUUUUAUGUCUUAAUGAAAAAAGCUUGUUGGUUAUAUAAACUAUGAUACUGUUAAGUCUAUUAAAUAAGCAACUUAUAUGUACUAGAAAUAAGAUCUGACAGUUUCAUAUAAUAGCAAACUGACGUUGUACCUUGUUUGCAAUUCCAUUCUGAAUAUAUUAAAAAAUCAAUAAACGCUUCUCUUAAUAAAAAAAUAAAUCAUUAUGUCAUUAAAUUGGGUUUAAGUCAUCUCAGUAAAAAACGAAUUUCAUCUCUUUUUCUCAAGAGACAACGGUUUAUUAGGUGCUGCAAAAACCUGCUUAAAAAGAUCGUUAUAUUUGCGCAAAAAUUAAUAUAAUUUCUGCACCGAUUUGCGUUGCAACACACAUUAAUAUAGUGAAACGAUGCUUUAUUUUGAUCCUUAUUUAUAUUAGAUUUUAUGUCUUAUAUAAGAGAAUUCAAUAUGAUCUAAUAUUUCGAAACUAUCUUAUCUUAUCUAGAAUCAAGCGGUCAUCCCGCCGACGAUCCUUAUGGAUCGAUUUUUAUUCAUGUCGUUAUUUUCCUCUGAGUCAUCACUGGUGCAUCCUUGAAUGUGAUAUGCACUGCAGCUCUUAUGAGCUUUUAUUCUUUUCUUCCAAUUCUUCCAGUUCUUCCAAUUCUUCCAGUUCUUCCGAUUCCUCCAAUUCUCCAAAUUCUUCCAAUUCUUCCAAUUCUUCCGAUUCUGCCGAUUCUUCCACCCCUUUCCAUUCUUUCACUUUGCUCCAACUUUUGCAUCAAGUUUGGUCUUUGGUUUUUGGGUUGAUUUUUGGGUUACCUUUCCCUCUAGUUCCACUGCCAGCUCUAGGUAGAAUUUUGGGUUGGCUUUUGAUUUAGGUUUUGAGUUGGUUUUUGGGUUAGGUUUUGAUUUUCUUGAUUUUUUGGUUGGCUUUUGGGUUAUUUUUUGUUUGGCUUUUGGGUUGAUUUUUGGGUUGGUUUUUGGGCUAGUUUUUGGAUUGGUUUUUGGGUUGGUUUUUGGUUUAGUUCUUCCAUUAGUGCCUCUUCCGUUGCUUCCUUUGCUACCCCUGAUCUUGCUACCCCAAUUUCGAUUUCAAUUGAUCGGGCUGAAUGAGCGGCCAAUAUUGGCUCCCAAUUAUCCAGCACUUCUCCCUUUUGCUUAGCUGCUCAGAACCUAAUUUCCUCAAUUAGCAGUUCUUCUGCGUCUCCUUCAUCCGCUUCUUCCUCAUCUUCAUCACUUCAAUACUCUUCAUUUAACUCAUCUUCCAGCUCUUCUUCAAGCAUUCUAAUUUCUUCAUCAUAGUAGUCUAUCUCAUCCAUAAUUUCAUCAAUUUCUGAAUCAAUUUCAUCUUCAGAAGUGUCAUAAUCUCACAAUCCUUCACUCAAGACUCCAUUUCUUCCAACAAAAUAAAAAGUAUUUCGAAACUAUCAGCUCAUGAAAAUGUGAAAUCGUUUGCUCAGUGAAAAAAACAUUAAACAGAGCUCCUUAAAAUAGAAAUUUAUUUUUUUAAGAAAAAUAAUUUAAAAUUUUGUUAUUAAAUACUUUUAGAGCAAGCUUUGUUUAUUUAUUGCGCUUUUUUUUUACAAAUAGUAACAAUAUUUAAGGUAAAUCAUACUUAUCUCAGUUCUAAGUGUGCCUCUUUCAGUGUCUAUUAAAGAUAUUAAAAUUAUUAAAAAAUAUAUAAAACCGUUUUUCAAGACAUAUUCUUUCAAAAUAUAUCAAAACGAUGACCAAAAUUUGCAUAUUUUUUGGGUUAAUUUCCUUAAAAAAGGUUUUUAUAAGUUUUUUAAUAAUUUUAAUAUCUUUAAUAGACACUGAAAGAGGUACACUUAGAACUGAGAUAAGUAAGGUUUUACCUUAAAUAUUGUUACUAUUUAUACAAAAAAAGCGCAAUAAAUAAGCAAAGCUUGCUCUAAAAGUAUUUAAUAACAAAAUUUUAAUUUAUUUUUCUUAAAAAAAUAAAUUUCUAUUUUAAGGAGCUCUGUUUAAUGUUUUUUCACUGAGCAAACGAUUUCACAUUUUCAUGAGCUGAUAGUUUCGAAAUAUUAGAUCAUAUUGAAUUCUCUUAUAUAAGACAUAAAAUCUAAUAUAAAUAAGGAUCAAAAUAAAGCAUCGUUUCACUAUAUUAAUGUGUGUUGCAACGCAAAUCGGUGCAGAAAUUAUAUUAAUUUUUGCGCAUAUAUAACGGUCUUUUUAAGCAGGUUUUUGCAGCACCUAAUAAACCGUUAUCUCUUGAGAAAAAGAGAUGGAUUUCGUUUUUUAUUUAACUGGAUGAACUUUGACUUAUAAACAUAACAAUUCCGUUUUUUAUUGAAGCAAGCGUUUAUCGAAUUUUUUUUUUUUCAUUAGACUCUCGCAAAUUAUCUAGACCGUUAGGUUGCAUUGAUGAAUUGCUGGUAUCGUCUAUUUUGCUUAGUUACUAGGUCUUUUUUAUUAAGGAUUCAACUGUUUCCAUUUUUGUGAAGAUUUAGAAUCUUCUAUUUUUGUGAUAUAAAAUAAUUGUUUACAGUCAAAUUUAAUGGUUUUUUUGCUCCUUAUUAUGAGUUACCUGAAGGACAUGAUGCUUUCUUAUUUAUAAGAGAUACUAACUCUUUUCUUUUAAUUAAAUAUUGGUUCUUCAUUUUAUGGACAUCCCGUAUCUCUCAAAAGCCAAACGAGCCACGAAAAUCAACCAAAAGUAGAGACUGGGCCUGUUUGGAGAGAAAUGAAAACCAUAGUAAGAAAAGGGAAAAACUGGGGAAAAUCAGUAAUAGCUAUAUAGACAUAUUCCAAUAUGAGAUAUAGGUGUUUUCCCUAUAUAGCCCGAUAAGGGCCGUGGAUUCUCUGUGGAAUCCCUCUGCUGGUUAAACCAACCAGUGAAUUGGUCAAGCCAACGCACUGAGUUGGUUUGACCAACAGAGGGAUUCCACGGGGAAACCACGGCCCUUAUCGGGCCAUAUAGGGAAAAUCCCUAUACUCAAGGACUGAUUAUGAAAAAGUUUAG